Molecule: messenger RNA, 1065 nt
Organism: Trypanosoma conorhini
Lineage: Eukaryota; Euglenozoa; Kinetoplastea; Trypanosomatida; Trypanosomatidae
Exons: 1
Coding region: 1-1065 (354 amino acids)
Source: RefSeq, a predicted model, not a curated record
AUGGCGGUUGUUUCCGGGUCCUUGGUGCAGCUAUCACAGGAGUCCCUGUACUUCCCGCUUCCACUAAAGGACAUCACCAUUGAAAACAUCGUUCAAGUGAGGAAUUUGCUUGGGCGAUCGGAGAACAAGGCCGAGAACGUUAUUGCCUUCAAGGUGCUUGGCACGGUUCGCAGUCGCUACAGCGUGCGGCCCUCAACCGGCUUGAUAUUCCCUGGGGAACGUGCUAAAAUCAGGUUUCUUCUUGAUGUACCGCAGCUGCGGCGACAAGCCAGCAAACAACAAGGCGAGAAAGCUGCUGUAACUCUUCCAGAUGCAAAUACGAAGGACGAGCUGUUUGUGGACAUUGCUGUUUUGCCCAAAGAUCAGGCAAAGGCGUGCAUUGAAAGCUCAGCUAGAGACAACAAUGGAGAGAAGGCGGAAGGUGGGACUGCUGGGAUGUACGUAGAGCAGGCUGCUGCCUUCUGGAAGAUGAUUGGGACAUCCAAGCCAAAAGAGAUGCGGGCCGAGCGCCGCAAGUUGAGCUGCGUGUACGGAGAGGAGGGCGUCCCAGAGAGUCUUGUAAUGCGGAUUAGUGGAGAGAAGCCGGGGUCGGCGGUACCCCCGCCACUUUUCACUCCCUCAAGAACUGAGACCCGCUUUACAUCUUCACCGCCGUUGGUCCCAAAAACGCGCCCCCAGACGAAUAACACGGACGCAACACGAAGAUCUCCGCCACCUGCCCCGCCGCGGUGCUCGCCUUCUGCAUCGGCCAGGAGCCGAGAUAAGUCGUCUCCCUACGCGGACUCUUCGGUUGGGGCGACUCCGCCGAAGUCCCGCCCCCUUCCAAUGGGCCUUCCAGGUGCCAACAGCGGCAGCCUUGGCGGGGGCGGUGGAUCCGUCUCGCGCCCACCUGCCGCAGCUUUAAAUCCCAAGCCUGCUUUAGCGCACCACCUGCAACCGUUAUGGAAGGAGUGCCUGUUCUACCGAGUUUCCUCCAAAAUGUUGGUGGUGCUGCUCUUUCUAUCGUUUCUAUGCGCUUUAUUUGAAAGUGGAACGUUUUUGAGUCGGUUGCUAAUAGGACAGUAG